AUGGCCUCCUUCCACUCUCUACCGAAUGAGAUUCUCCGUCUCAUCUUUUGGCAGUGUGACAGCUUUUCUCAGCUGGUAUCUCUCGCUCGAUCAUGCAAGCGGCUUUACGAACUCUACAUGAACGACAUGCACUCUAUCAUGUACCCCUUCGCCCAGCGGCAUAUCCUUAAUUUCGACGAUGCGUGGGUAACAGUACGCGCGACAAGAAAAGUCGUCAAGUGUUAUGCGUCGGGCCGUCUCCCCCAAAACCCUUUAAAGCUGCGCACCCUACGCCCACCGGGCGAGCGCAUCACGCUGGACGAUAUGAAAGACAUCUCCGAGUGGGACCAUCUGCUGGACUGCAUUGAGAAUACCUUGCUGACCGACGCAUCGGUGGACGUUACCGGUCUGGAAGUUAUGCGCCACCGGGCAAACUGGACUGCGUUGAGGCGGAACCUACGUCGCUCCAUAUAUCGACUCUUCUUGAUCGGCGCCGUGCUGUGCCCGACGUAUCAGGAGCCCUUCCAGACGACAGGCCGCAAUGUUCCCGCUGGUUUUCUUGAGGACUGCGCCUACAGACUGGUGAAGGACGGGGUUCGCGUGCUAGUCGAGGACGAGAUCCAGCAUCUGCUCACAUACCCAGUGCUCAAUCGUACCGUACACUACAACGCAUACGGGCCUGACUUUGAUGUGCUGGUGGACUACCUCGUGGCACAGGCCCGGUCUCGAGCACAGCGGGAAACCCCGACUUCGCCAAUGUAUCCCCCCGAGGCAGUUCUGAAUGGUGUAGAUUCGAACACAGGCAGUAUACUGUAUGCGGAGACAGUGCAGUGUAUCCUGGCGUACUACCUUGUUGUAUGCAAUCGGACUUUGUUCACAAGGCAGAUGAAUGAUUUGCUACCCACCCGGAAAGUCACGGCGGUAUUUAUGGAUUCGUUUCUACCUGAAGAGAUUUUCAUGCCAGACAGCUCACGGACCCGGGAUCUCCUGCGAUAUCGGGAACUCCCGGCCGGGGCGACGGGGGGAUGGGGGACACCGUCCCGGUUCCUAAACGACCUCCUGCGUUAUCUGUUUGUGUCGCUGGUAAGGCGAGGCCUUGGCAGCAAUCCUCCUCUGCAGAUCUUUCAGGUUCUCCGGGACAGGUUCUUCGGUCUCCGUUUUUCGGCUGAGAUUGUCCAUGGCUUUUUAUUGAUGUCCCAGGGGAAUCGCGAGUCGAUAGCGCAGAUCUACGCGGACGAAUGGAGCGAUGGAGUGGAGGAUUACUGGCGACGGUGA
Molecule: messenger RNA, 1254 nt
Organism: Aspergillus terreus NIH2624
Lineage: Eukaryota; Fungi; Ascomycota; Eurotiomycetes; Eurotiales; Aspergillaceae
Product: F-box protein
Exons: 2
Coding region: 1-1254 (417 amino acids)
Source: RefSeq, a predicted model, not a curated record